CACAAAACACAAAACACCUCUAAACAAAAAUAGGCAGGUGAACAAAUAGAGAGAGAGAGGGGUUGACCGGCAGCAACCUGAGAGCAAAUGACGGCGGCGACCGACUGAAGGACAAUCGGCAGCGAGGCUUUGGGGUUCGACAUCGAGAAGGGCGAUCUUCGGCAAGAAACAACGAUGAGUGACUGGAACUGGAAGCGAUGGAUCGGCGGUCGACAGCGAUGGAGCACCUGGAGCAGCAACGUGAACGUACGUGAGUGACAACGGAUUCAAAGAAACAACGCGAAAGAAGGAGAAGAAGAAAAGAGAGAGAACAAUAGGGGGUUUGGCCACAUGCAACAUGGGGGUCCGACCAGCCUUCGGCCUUCGGGAUGCAUGGGCAGCUAUUGUUAGAAAUGCAUUUCCAUCUAAUUUCAGUGAAUUGCAAAACAACCUCGAUACGUUUCACAAUUUAUAGAAAACAGUCCGAAAAUCAUUUCGGGCCAUUUUCGCCGUCUCCAAAACGGCGUGUCCAACAUGUUUCUGUGCAACUUAGGUGAUAUAAAUAUUUGCUUGGAACUGCAUGGCGGACGUAGUGGCGCUGACGUGUCCGCCGGUCGCUUGCCGCCUUCAGCUGGUGUCCUCGAUCUUCAGAUCCGAUGCCGCUUGGGACAAGUUUCUGCCCUCCGAUUACAACGACAUUCUCGCUCUUGCCGUCCUCGAUUCUUCGUCCUCCAUCACUGGCUCUCCCAUCAUUCUUUUCUCGUCGACCUUGUCACUAACUAAGAACGCGGGGAAGACAAUUGGCAGUGCUACAGAGAUAAACAGACUUUAUUACUUCAAUGAAGAUUUCUUCGAUAAUAAAAAAGCUCAUGGAUUAAGUGGAAAUUGGUGCUCAAAACAAUAAAGAACAUGAUGCUUCUAGUUCAUAGGUGCCAAGCAUAAUGGAGUUGGAACCAGGGGGAGAAUUACUACAAACAGAUCAAAGCAAUUCGAAACUUGAGCUUCAGUUUUAUAUCAGAAGAAAAUCUCAGAGAAAUGCUAUUGAUCCGAAUAUCCUUCCAAUAACUAAGCAGUUGGCAUCUUUGGAUGAUGGUCAUUCUUCCACUCAGGGAAUCAGGAUGCUCUAGGUGAUCCGAAUUGGAAGCUAGCCGUAAAGGAGGAGAUGAAUGCUCUUAAAAAGAACAGGACUUGGGAGAUCGUGGAGCUACCGAGAGGCAAGACACUGUAGGCUGUAAAUGGGUCUUCACUGUAAAAUCUUGGAUGCGGUGUUGGAGCUAGAACCAAUGAGUCCAUACAACCGCCUUCUGUUACAUCUUCUUGCAGACAUUUUUGGGCUUUCCCAUCAUUCUGUUGGAGAAGGUGACGAACGCCACUUACUUUUGGAGCGGUCUCCAGAGACAUCAAUACUACCCAUUCUUGUCAGUGAUCUACUGUGGCAGUAUGAUAAACUUCAUCCUCCAACAACAUCACACCAACUAUUAAGGAGAAGUGAAGCUUCCCCAGUAGCGAAGGUAGAAAAAUCUGCGAAUCAAUUUUCACUCAAGCACAUGCUCUUGGGCAACGAAUUAGCCCAUCCAAUCAAGCAGUCAGCCUUAAGGAUGCUAAAGAAAAUGGACAGCAAAGUAAGGGGACAAGCAUUCAAGGGAAGGAACAAGAGAAUACCAACUUGAGGAUAAAGCCUGGCCGGGAAAACAAUAUCUUGUCUGGCCAAACUGUGACUCUAUAUCAUAAACCCAAAGUUAGAAACUUCAAAGGUGGUGCAUCAUUGCAUGAUGAGAAGAUAAUGGCACCUAGGCAAGCUGAUAAAACCGCCAUUGAGCCCAGGCUGUCUCAACCACGAAGAAGCGAAGCAGGUGUUUACAGAGGCAAUUUGAAAGAGGAGCAUAUGGGAGCAGCAAAGAGAAUCUUUGCCCAUGCCAUGCGAUUUCAUUCUGUGAAAGAAGGAAUGCUUUCCAGACGCAAUGGAGUGAAUCAGGACAAAUAAACUUCGAUUGGUAGAUUCUCAAUGCUGCAAAGCAGCCUCUGAAAUCACUUGCUAUCUAGAUGCGGAGCUCUCAAGCCUUUUGCUACAAGACCAACGGAUCAUCGAAAGACCAUAGAAAAUGUCUUGAGACUGUGAGGAUAUUCUCCGAUAAGACGUAACAGGAUAAAGAAUGAGGUUAACCUGGAGUUUGAUGUUGGCAGGCAUCACACUCACUCAAGAUGCCACAUGCAAACUUUUGUUUGUGACAGGAAGGUGGUGGAUGGAUGAGUGUUAGUGGACUGGAGUGGGUCGGGCGUGUGGUUGUGGAACUGGAGAUGAUAAUGGACUUCCACCCCUUUUGAAAUUGCUUCAGUUAAUCAUUCAUUCAUGGCGGCAGUAUGUUUUUGCAUCUUCUAAUGUUCUCAGGCCUUGUUUCCUCAAGAUCCUGGUUUGUUGUCUUUGAUUGUGUGUUCUAGGUGAUGCGCCCAGACCUAGCUUGUCCUCUUGUUCAUCUAUUAUGGUGGUUGCGUUACAUAUCUUCUUUUGGAGCGAUUGGCUAGUGUUAACCUUUGGCUGUGAGUACAUGGGAUUGCAGUCCCUAGAACAACGUCCUGAAUAUGGGUAAAGCGGCGGAUCCACUGUGUCCACUUCUGGUAUUUCCCUAUAAAUCUUUUUAUGGUUUUUUCAAUUUUAUCCUAUUCUUUUUAUGAUUCACUGUGUCCAGUCCACUUCCGGGACUGGGGCUGGGUCUCCAAUCCCUUUCCCUUUUACCCCAUUCUUCUUUAAAUCUCUUUCAAUUUCAAACAUCCUCACCCCCUUCCUUUCCCCCAUCGCUUUAAUCCAAAAAUAACGUUGUUUGUUAAUUGAAGAACCGUACCUUGGAUUGCGAUUCUUCAGUAAACUAGUUGGUUAAUUAGCAA
Molecule: messenger RNA, 2862 nt
Organism: Diospyros lotus (date-plum)
Lineage: Eukaryota; Viridiplantae; Streptophyta; Magnoliopsida; Ericales; Ebenaceae
Product: F-box protein SKIP3-like
Exons: 8
Coding region: 1215-1649 (144 amino acids)
Molecular function (GO): nucleic acid binding
Source: RefSeq, a predicted model, not a curated record